GGAUUACUUUGGAAUUCGGUUUGUGGACCCUGACAAGCAAAGGCACUGGUUGGAAUUUACAAAGUCAGUUGUGAAGCAGAUGAGGGCCCAGCCUCCAUUCACCAUGUGUUUUCGUGUGAAGUUUUAUCCCACUGACCCCGCUGCUCUGAAGGAGGAAAUAACCAGGUACUUAGUCUUCCUGCAGAUCAAGAGAGAUCUCUACCAUGGCCGUCUUCUCUGCAAGACUUCAGAUGCUGCUUUGUUAGCUGCCUAUAUCCUUCAAGCGGAGAUUGGGGACUACGACCCGGGCAAGCAUCCGGAAGGCUACAGCUCCAAGUUCCAGUUUUUCCCUAAACAUUCAGAAAAGCUGGAAAGGAAAAUUGCAGAGAUUCACAAAACAGAACUGAGUGGUCAGACACCAGCUACUUCGGAGUUAAAUUUUCUACGGAAAGCCCAGACUCUGGAGACCUAUGGAGUUGACCCACACCCUUGCAAGGACGUGUCAGGAAAUGCGGCGUUUUUGGCCUUCACUCCCUUCGGCUUUGUUGUUCUGCAGGGAAACAAAAGAGUUCACUUCAUUAAAUGGAAUGAGGUGACCAAAAUGAAAUUUGAAGGAAAGACAUUCUAUUUAUAUGAAAAGAAAAUUGUUCUUACAUAUUUCGCUCCGACACCAGAAGCCUGCAAACAUCUCUGGAAGUGUGGGAUAGAAAAUCAAGCUUUUUACAAGUUGGAGAAGUCAAGCCAGGUCCGAACAGUGUCCAGCAGCAACUUGUUCUUUAAAGGAAGCCGGUUCCGAUACAGUGGCCGGGUUGCAAAAGAAGUGAUGGAGUCCAGCGCCAAGAUCAAGCGGGAACCUCCAGAAAUACACAGGACGCCGGUGCGCUCGGCCUCCCACGGCGACGCCUUCGUGCCCCACGCCAGGACCAGCCGCGCCGAGAGCAGCGAGCGCGUGGCCGUCAUCUCGGACGAGAACUACAGCCCGGCGGACAGCGUGCUGCCCACGCCGGUGGCGGAGCACAGCCUGGAGCUGCUGCUGCUCGCCCGGCAGAUCAACGGGGCCCCGUGCAGCAUCGAGGAGGAGAAGGAGUCUGAAGCCAACACGCCCACCGCGGCCGAGGCGCAGGAGCUGGGCGGCGAGGUCAAGGCCUUGUGCCAGGGUCUCGGUGGCGCUGGCGGGACACAAGCGGAACAGGCGAUGGUUUGCCUGCAAAAUCCGCUCCGUGGUAAACCUGCUCAUUGACACCUGAAGGCAGGAGUCUCCAAAUAACUAGCCAGGUGGACUCAGAAGAUACCUGCUACCUGUUCCCAGCAAAUGGGACCCUUUGUGGCACCAUCGGCACAUACAAUAAGUCCUUCUUUCAUGACUCAAAAGUACAGUGCGACCUAGGACGUUUCUUUCCAAGGCGACGAAAGGGAUAGACUCAUACCAGAUCAAACACAUUUCUUUACAGACCCUCUUGCCUAACAUACUCAGCUGUUCUGUUUCCAACCUUGGAGCCCGCAGAAAAAUUUUAAGUUUUUAAUUUUGAUUUUCAUAGAUGCGUGUAUUACUUUGGAAGUAUCAAAUAAAGAGAGGAAUUUAUUUUACUAUUACUACUGAUUAUUGUAUUAGCAUCAGCCAGCAGCUGAGACUCUAGAGAUACUGUGUUAUGCAGGAGCUUCAGUAAUGGUGCUACUGAGUUGUAAUUUAAACACUCGUGUGUUGUUACGUUAUUGAAUCUGCCACUGUGCACAACACUAACACCUUAGAGGUACUGCUUUACAGCGAUUACUCCUUACUAAUCAGCGUUUCCCAAGUGGCAAGUCAUGGUUUAAUUUUAAUUGGCGAAUUCGAUUCGGUCCCGUGAGUUUGCUUUGGCACAAAUGACGGGUGUGAAAUAGAGACGUGGUGGUGUAAGUCUAUUCCUUUACAUAGCAUAGAAGAGUGACCGUGAAUAUUUAGCCUACUCUACAAACUCAGCCUUUUGUGACCUUUUUCUAAACCUUGAACUUUUAGUGCUCCAGCGGUGUGGAGCUUUGUCCUAGAGGUGUCAACCCCCACGUGAGGAGGGUGAUAGGACCCAUAGUUAGUAGACAGAUGUACUCAAUUACGUUUGACAAAGUCUGAGUGCGUAGCCAGUAGUAACCACAUUGGAUUUAUUAGCAAGACAUUUAGCCUCAGAAAGUUGUGCUUGUUUUGUACAAAAAAGAGACUGUUUCAACGUAUAUUUUAACAACAAAAAUGCUAUUUUGUUAUUGAAUCUAAUCAAGCCUUUUUUUACUUUAUGGAUUGGGUGAACAUAGUGCGCUGUACAAAGUGAUUCAAGUUGAGCAAAUGGUUUGAGAAUAAACGUUUUUGUAGACUGGACUCCUAACAUCAGAUUAACCCAUAACUAGUUUUGGAAUAAAGGGAGCUAUACUUUUAUGACUUUGCUGAAGGUAAAAAAAGGACAGAACUACAGAAGUAGAGGUAACACUGGAAGAGAAAAAAAAGGGGGCAACCAUUAAUCUAUUUAUUCCUAAGCAAAAAUACAUAAAUAAAACUAAUUCAUUUUUACUUGCAACAUAAACACUGGAAUCUUUAGUUAUCUGGGAAGUAUAACAGUCUAUUUACAAAGGGAGCAAUAAAAGCUAGUUCUAUUAAGUUUUUAUUGGGAAGUUGGACAUAUUCAACAAAGAAAAUGAAAACAAAUGAGGGAGUUUUAUUUCAUCUCAGGGAGAGAUUUUAUGUAAGCUGGGGCCAUAACUGCAGUUUUAAAAGCCUGAUUUUCAUGUUCUUGUCUUUGAGCACACCACCACCUAUCACUGCACACAAGUUCAAGCACUGCUGCGAGGGGGAGCGAGCGCGGCCGGUGCGCGCCCAGUCCUCUCCGAGGUCGGCUUUCAGUUCUGUCCCCACCUAGUGAAUUGGCACCUGGCAAAAGAGCGCGACAGUGAAACUUGGUAGAAAAAUUGUGAAACGUCAGCUGGACUUUGAUAGCUUGUCACUGCAAUAACUAAAGUCCAUUUUAACUACUGACUGUCAGGGAAAAGAAAUAAAGCAGUUGUGUCUCACCACUAAAGACCUAGCCAUAGCCAUCUGCUUAUCACAAAAGCUGAAAAGGAUUUUGCAUACAAUUAAUAACUAACUCUUUAAAAGACAGCUUAUGUUAUGAACGCUGCCAGGAGACGAAGGAUAGAUUUUUACAUGAUAUACUGUUUUAUGCAACAUAGCAAAAUUAACUUUUAGUGUAGUGUUCCUACCUCAGUCUGUAGUAAAUGGUGUUUCUAUGCAGUGAGUGAUAGUCUCAAACUUGACAUUUUUCAUCCCAGGUUAAAGAUGCAGUAUCCCAUUGUUUUAAUUGCUACUGCUACUGGUGUAAUGUCAUAACAGCAUAGCAUUGUCAUUCAAUGACACGUUCAGCUCUGAAUACUUUGUACGUUAGACAUCUUCCUUUAAAACAAAAUACAACAGAGGAAGUAUUGACCUUGAAAAAAAAUCUUUUACAUCAGCUUACUUUUAGACUAGCUAUAAAUGCCAAACCUAGUUUACCUCUGCAGUUUUCACCCAGCAUUUUACUGUAAAACCAUGAGAACUGAUAACUUUUUUGUUGUAUGUUUUUCCUGUAUGUUCCUUGUUAUGUCUUGUGUUUCACUACCUGUUAGUUCUACCUGUCUUUAUAUUACAAUGUUGUUUCCACAGAUUCUUAUAUCAGAAGAAAUCUAAGAGCAUACUGCAUCUUUAAGCAGUAGACGGUAAAAUACCUGAAAAUGUGAAUUUCUUAGUUUUCAUAAAAAAUCUAGAAAUUAACCUUUCAUGUGCCAAAUACUGUAAGUUACAUUUUCCUUCAAAAUGUACCUUUUUCUACAUAUUCAAUAUCUUAGUUAGCAUAAAAUCAUUGGU
This is a messenger RNA of Struthio camelus australis, 3841 nucleotides long. NCBI's taxonomy places the organism in Eukaryota, Metazoa, Chordata, Aves, Struthioniformes, Struthionidae. The record is from RefSeq and is a predicted model, not a curated record.